AUGAGCGUUUUGAUUUACAAGGACAACAUUGUUGAAAAGAUCGGCGGACAAAGCCAAUUCGACUUUGUCGUCAUCACCUAUUGCGAGAGCAUCCGAGAUGACUACAGUUUGAAUUCCUUUUUUGCCCACUUGGAACUCGAUGGUCUGAUUGGACUGCAAAAGGAGCUGUUGAAUGCCGCAUUCAUGGACACCUCAUCACAAGCAGCGCAAGCAACCAUCGUUGGCCUUGCAGUAAAAUAUCCGCUCCUAUGGCAACAAGUCAUGGAAGAAACUAACUUUGAACAGCUCAAGGCGCACUUUGUCAUGGCAUUGAGAAGCUGCUGGGCCGAAGAGGCGGCAGUUGAAAUGGCCGAAAAGCACUUUGAUGGUUUGCGUCUUCUAUUUCAACAAAGUAUCAACUUUGUUGAUAAAGCAGCCCCCUCUGCCCAAAGGCCGAGGGCCAUUCGAAGCUUCGAUCGCGGAGUUACCAAUCUUGCCGGAAUCCAACGGUUUUGA
Molecule: messenger RNA, 495 nt
Organism: Cylindrotheca closterium
Lineage: Eukaryota; Bacillariophyta; Bacillariophyceae; Bacillariales; Bacillariaceae
Source: the annotation of a GenBank genome assembly